AUAGGCGCCACUAAAGGAGGUUAUACAUGUACUGCUGUCAAAAAUCAGCUCAUUUUUGUAAAAGGACAUUGCCUCUUCAGCUAAGCUUGGAUACAACAUAACGCCGUUGGGCAGACGUCAAUGUGUCAAAUAGAGUUACAGUGUAACAAUUGGUAUCUCUCAAAGCUUAACAUCAGGUUUAAAAGCUGCUUGUUAUGGUCACACGGAUGGGGUUGGUAUUGCCUCAGCUUGCAUUGUGAGAAAUUGCACCCCCACUGGGCAAUGCACCAUCAUGUCGACUCUUCGGACUGUCCUGUCCCCGGGACCAACGCACCUCCAGCCCCGUGGCUGUUUUGUUGCCGUCACGCUCCACCUCACGCGCACAACGGACGUCGGGAAACUAAUCUCGCACACUCGGCACGUUAUUGUCCGUUCCUCCCAUUCGCCAUUCAUCCACCGUUUGAUAAAUUGGUCCACCUUUCAACCUACAUCGGGGCAGUCAGGUGCCUUUCUGGCAUAACUUCUGCGUUCGUAUCGCAGUGACAACAGGCAUUGUGCAACUCCUUUCCGCAUGAAAUAACACGGGUUAUGCGGCCGCUCAUCAAAAUGUGUCGAUAAUUACCGAGAUGGGGUCGGUAUUACAUUAUCCCAGCUCGUAAAAACCGAGAACUGAUCUGGUUCGUAUCUUAGAAGCAUUGUUUGUAGUCGACUACAUGUACAUACUUUGAGCAUCCCUCGAAAAGCACGCGCACAAACUCCGACCUCGUCCAUCCACGCAAGCUUGAUAUCUACACACUUUACUGCUCCGAGUUGAUGGUUGGACAACGUAAAUAGAUAUUGCGAUACGCAGAUACUGCAGAUGGGUGAAAAGUCUGCGUUUUCGAGGAGUAUAGACGGAGAACUGAAAGUGACUAAAUGAUCUCCAUGAGUAUGGGCCCAUCACACGCCAUGUCUCCCUACGCUGUUCCGGCCAUAACCAUCUCGCCCCCAACCAGCCCCAGGGAGGGGAGUUUCCCGAGGCGCGGUGCGUCCACCGAUCUCGCAACCAUCAAAGAAACCGAAACAUCGACACCCACGAACUCACAGUACGAUCCCAGCAACCUCUUGUCACCGCAGUACACGCCGCCAUCUUCAACUCCCGAGUGCAACGGCGAACUGUCGUCGGAUAACGAGGACGAGCUGGACAAGCUCAAGUCCAUGGCCACACGGUUGAGGUUGAGCACCCGACGGCCGUCCUAUGUCGAGUGGUGCGAAAACUUGCCAAAGUGGCGGGACUUGAACGGGAACACGAAGAAAGAACAAUGCGAUGACGAGAAAGAAGAUUGGAGGUCUUUUAAAGAGAGACGGGACAGGUUGGAAGAGAAAAUGCAGUGGGUGCGACAAGAACUGAUCGAGAUGAAAUCCCAGGACCACCGUCUGGCCAUCCAGCUGAUGAGGCUCCGCUCCGAGAUCCAGCAGCUCCGCUUACACAAGAUCUAUAACGAGCACCAGGAGCUGAUCGACACGGCCACCGAGUGCGCCCACGAGGAUCGAGACACCUCCCAAUCCCAGUUCCAGUCGGCCCUCUGCGACCCGCCGUUCCGGAGCAAUGGGGUGCUACUGGCCCUGGAGAAACCUCUCAAGGACGUGGGCGUGACGAGGUUGAACCUUUUCGCCAGGAGGUUCUCUCUGAGCUGAAGACAUUGCCCUUUAUCCUCUCAAAAGUUUUGGAGGAUCUUUUAGGAUUCAGGAGUGUUCAAACCUUAAAACCUAACAGGGCAUUACAUGAUUGAUAAUGUACAAACGUCACCCAAGAAAAAAAGACGUGGGCGUGACGUUGUUAAACCUGAGCUUCUCACUGUGCUGACGACACGGACACUUUCAUGGCCGUACCCUUCAAAACCCAACAUCAGAUUUUAGAGGUUUUUGCAGGAUUGCGUGAGGUACAAACAUUGUCUAAGAGAAACCUCUCAAUGACGUUGGCGUGACGAGAUUGAACCUCUUUGCAAAGAGGAUCUCACUGUGCUAAAGACACUGACUUUAAUCCUCUCGGAUCAUUUAACAUCAAUCAGAAGGUCUGGGGAAAUUUGAAGGAUCGGAUAAGCAACGAACCUCUUCCUGGGGAAAAAACUCAAAGAGGUAGGCGUGACGUGGCUGCAUCUCUUCGCAUGGAGGUUCUUGUAGAGCUAAGGACAUGGACCUUAAUCUUCUUAUAAGAUACUUCAGAAUCCCUCCAGCUUUAGAUGAUUUUACGGCAUUGAGCAAGGUACCAAUAAGGUACAAACCAAAUCCAAAAGAAACAUGUCAAGCACGUGGUUGGAGUGAUGUGCCCCAACCUGUUCGAUAGGAGGUUCUUGAUGUGCUGACAAUAUUAAGACCCUAACCCUAACAGAUCCGUAACCUCCACCAGGAAUGUUUUGGAGCAUUUUUUUGCAGGAUUGAUGAAGGUCCAGUCAGUAUAACUUGGUAUCGGGAUUCGGGAUUGAUUACCCUUGAAAGAUAAAGUUGGAUCGUGAUUAUGUGACCAAUUUUUGAGGCUUUUAAGGAAAGUCCCUCAAACCUUGGUAGAAAAAAUGCUGGAUUAGUG
Messenger RNA from Patiria miniata (bat star), 2545 nucleotides. Its product is annotated as protein FAM167B-like. Bases 895 to 1656 code for a protein of 253 amino acids. Lineage: Eukaryota; Metazoa; Echinodermata; Asteroidea; Valvatida; Asterinidae. The record is from RefSeq and is a predicted model, not a curated record. The transcript is spliced from 3 exons.